Molecule: messenger RNA, 1962 nt
Organism: Ilex paraguariensis (yerba mate)
Lineage: Eukaryota; Viridiplantae; Streptophyta; Magnoliopsida; Aquifoliales; Aquifoliaceae
Source: the annotation of a GenBank genome assembly
AUGUUGAGAGACAGCCUUAGAGGACAAACACAGAAACAUCAAAACCACAACAAAAAAUUUGUAAGCAUCAAUAUCUCACCUUCACCAACAUCUAGUGGUCUAAGGUCUCGAGAUGAUCUGAGUCAUCGGCCGGAAUCAUUUCACAUAAUAGAAACGGGUGUGCCGAGGAGUGACUCGGCCGAGGAAAAACUAUCUUGGCUACGUACUCAGAUUAUUGGCAGCAAUUCGGAGUUUGAUACACCUUUUGGAAAACGCAAGCUCACCUAUGCUGAUCACACAGCUUCCGGCCGGUGCCUUCUCUAUGUGGAAGACUACAUAAUCAAUCAUGUUCUUCCAUUCUAUGGUAAUAGUCACACUUGUGACAGCUACGUGGGUCACCAGACAACAAAAACAGUGCAUGAAGCAACCGAGUACGUCAAGAAAUGCUUAGGUGGCAGUGGAAAUGAUGCUCUAAUAUUUUGUGGCUCAGGUACAACCGCCGCUAUUAAACGGCUCCAAGAAGUCAUGGGAAUUUCCAUCCCAUCCACAUUGAGGGAUAGGGUGUUGAAUAUCCUAAGCAAAGAAGAGAGAUGGGUAGUUUUUGUUGGGCCACAUGAGCACCACUCCAACAUCCUCUCUUGGCGGCAAAGCUUGGCAGAGGUGAUAGAGAUUGGUUUGGAUGAAAAUGGCUUGCUAGACAUGGAAGCUUUAAGAUUCCAACUUGACUUCUAUCGGGGCAAAGACCAGCCGAUGUUGGGUUCUUUUUCAGCUUGCAGUAAUGUCACCGGAAUUUACUCCGACACACGAGCUCUUGCCCGCCUUCUUCACGAAUAUGGAUGUUUUACAUGCUUUGAUUUUGCAGCAAGUUCCCCUUAUGUGGAGAUCGACAUGAGAUCGGGGGAGAUUGAUGGUUAUGAUGCCAUUUUCCUUGGUCCUCAUAAGUUUCUCGGAGGCCCAGGGUCCCCAGGCAUCCUUCUGAUGAGCAAGGCACUAUAUCAGCUGAAGUCUUCGCCUCCAUCAACCUGUGGAGGAGGAAUAGUUAAUUUUGUCAAUGGUUUCAAUGCAAAGGCAGUAGAGGAAAGAGAAGAGGCUGGAACUCCACCAAUCAUCCAGAAAAUUAGAGCAGCAUUGGCAUUUUGGAUAAAGGAAUACGUUGGUUAUGAAGUGAUUAGAAGGCAAGAGAACAACUACAUUGAACGAGCACUAGCAAGGCUUCUUCCUAAUCCAAACAUACAUGUUUUAGGAAAUACAAGUGCAGAACGACAAGCUAUCGUAUCUUUCCUCGUUUACUCGACUACCAAUUCUCCAUCAGUUGACGUGAUUACUGAGGAUAAUAUAGAUGGAAAAGAGACAGGAGGACUUUACCUAUGGAGAGAGACGGGUCAAAACAUAGACAAGCCUCUCCAAGGGGCUUUUGUUGCAAAGCUCCUCAAUGACCUCUUCGGCAUCCAGGCUCGAGGUGGAUGUGCUUGUGCAGGACCCUAUGGUCACAGUUUGCUCAAUAUUGAUAAUCAACGCUCGCUUGCCCACAGAUCCGCAAUCCAAAUGGGCUAUGUUGGAGUGAAGCCGGGAUGGACAAGAAUAAGCUUCCCCUACUACAUGUCCAAUGAAGAAUUUGAGUUCAUUCUAGCUGCACUGGAAUUCAUAGCCACAUAUGGCCAACGGUUCCUGCCCUUGUACCACUUCAAUUGGAAAACUAGUGCCUGGACAUUUAAGAAGAUAAUCAAGGAGACUGUGCAAGAGAACAAUACCGAUAACAAUUUUUAUGUUUCACUCAUGGCCAGCGUGAUGCAAGUGUUAGACCAAGAAUGCAAUGAACUAAAAAAACACAAAAAUGCAGAUAUCAAUGAUGUUGGGGUGGUCUGUAAGUAUGCAGUGUAUCUGGAGACUGCCAAGCGCAUUGCAAGCUUCCUCCCAAAAUUCCCGCCUCGACGUAGAAUUCCAAAAGGCAUAAACCCUGACAUACUAUUCUUCAGAGUCUAG